AUGACGACGGCACCAGAACAAAAGACCCUACUUAGCGGCGUUUCCUUCGUUUCUUUGGUUGCGCCCACUGAGGACCUCUUCUAUAGCACUGUUGAAUUUUACACCGACCUGGGCUUUAAAGAGACAUUUGUUUACGAUCGCACCCACCCGACCACGAAGCGGGAGGUAGACCACUGUUUGUCUUCAGAGAAGGAAACAUGGCUCUACUCCCAGAGCGAAAGCAGCAAUGAAUCGAAUGAUAUUUCCCUCAAGAUUCGCUUCGUUUCUGACGCCGUUCACCAUGCUCACGGCAUCGUACGCCAAGACCCCCAGAAGCCGCCAGAGAGAACGGCGAAUAGCAAGGAAUCUUACGACUGGAGGGGUUCUUCUCAGAGCAUUGUCCUCUGCACGGCAUUCCUGCCAAAGAUCGCUGAGCUGCUGAAGAGCAAGAAAAUCCUUUGCCAAUUCCAACCAAGUGAGCGGGAAGCCUGCGAGAUUUACACCCAUGAUCCUAUCGGUACUUUGGUUGGAUUCACUGCGAAGGCAAACCCCUUCACACGGAUCAGACCUACCGAUGGGUACCUGAACAUGACAAAGGCAGAGCAGAUGAUGGAUAUCUCCCGUCCUACAACCGCCGGAGGAAAGCGAAAGAGGAUUGGUGUCAUGACCUCCGGUGGUGACGCUCCAGGUAUGAACGCGGCUGUCAGAGCAGUGGUCAGAAUGUCCAUUGCCAAGGGCUGCGAAGCAUACGCCAUCUACGAGGGCUACGAGGGUCUUGUGAAGGGUGGUUCUUUGAUCAAGAGAAUGCGAUGGGAAGAUGUCCGUGGUUGGUUGUCUGAGGGUGGAACUCUCAUUGGUACUGCCCGUUGCAAGGAGUUCCGUGAGCGCCCAGGAAGAUUGGCGGGUGCGAAGAACUUGAUCUUGAACGGAAUUGAUGCGCUCAUUAUCUGUGGUGGUGAUGGCUCCUUAACUGGUGCUGACAUCUUUAGGAGCGAGUGGCCGGAUCUUUUGGACGAGCUUGUGAAGAAGAAAGAGCUUACACAGGAACAAAUCAACCCCUUCAAACAUCUCAAUAUUGUGGGAUUGGUGGGAAGUAUUGAUAACGACAUGUCAUCUACGGAUGCUACGAUUGGAGCGUACUCCUCACUCACUAGAAUUUGUCAGGCAGUAGACUUCAUUGAUGCAACUGCAUACAGUCAUUCUAGAGCUUUCGUUGUUGAGGUUAUGGGAAGGCAUUGCGGUUGGCUUGCGUUGAUGGCCGGUGUCAGUACUGGAGCAGACUUUGUGUUCUUGCCCGAGAAGCCACCAGUUGUAGGAUGGGAGAACGAAAUGUGUGACAUCAUUGCGAAGCACCGAAAACUCGGAAAGCGUAAGACGAUUGUCAUCGUUGCCGAAGGUGCUAUCGAUAGAGAUCUUAAUCCUGUCAGUGCCUCGUACGUAAAGGACAUCCUUGUCGAUAAGCUUGGACUCGACACCCGUAUCACUACACUCGGUCACGUUCAGCGCGGAGGAACUGCUUGCGCCUAUGACCGUAUGUUGGCGACGCUACAAGGUGUUGAGGCUGUUGAGGCUGUCCUGGAAUCUACACCAGACACCCCAAGUCCUAUGAUUGCGAUCAAUGAGAACAAGAUCACUAGAAAGCCUCUGAUGGAUGCUGUCAAGUUGACUCAAUCUGUAGCAGCUUGCAUCAAGAACAAGGAUUUCGAAGGCGCCAUGGAACUGCGAGAUGCAGAAUUUGAGGAGUACCACAGAGCCUACAUGGCCACUACUAAGCCGGAGGAUCUCCAGGUUAAGGCACCCGAAGAUAAGCGCAUGAAAAUUGCCAUUAUCCACGUCGGUGCCCCUGCCGGUGGUAUGAACGCUGCUACCCGUGCUGCGGCUCUCUACUGUCUUUCCCGCGGUCACCGUCCUUUCGCCAUCCAUAACGGUUUCCCCGGUCUUGUCCGUCACGACUCUGUCCGUGAGCUUACUUGGCUCAUGGUUGAGGCUUGGGCUAUUCGUGGUGGUUCUGAGAUCGGAACUAACCGUUCUCUUCCAAGUGAAGAUAUGGGAAUGGUUGCCUGGUACUUCCAAAAGUACAAAUUUGACGGAUUGUUGAUUAUUGGUGGUUUUGAGGCGUACCACGCGCUCACAGAGCUUCACCAAGCGAGGACAAGCUAUCCAGCAUUCAGAAUCCCAAUGACCUGUUUGCCAGCUACUAUCAGUAACAACGUUCCGGGGACGGAGUUCAGUAUUGGAAGUGACACAUGCUUGAACGCCUUGAUCGAUUAUUGUGAUGCUAUUAAACAGAGUGCCAGUGCUUCCAGGAGAAGGGUUUUCGUCGUUGAAUGUCAAGGAGGAAGAUCAGGAUAUGUGGCUACAAUGGCCGGUCUUUCGGUCGGUGCGUUGGCCGUUUACACGCCUGAAGAGGGUAUCAACAUCAGUAUGCUCCAGAAUGAUAUUGGUCACCUACGUGAAAGCUUCGCCAACGACAAGGGCAUGAACCGUGCUGGAAAGCUGAUCUUGAGGAACGAGAAAGCCUCAAAGACCUACACGACAGAAAUCAUUGCCGAUAUGAUUCGUGAGGAGGCUAACGGGCGUUUCGAAUCCCGCACCGCAAUUCCUGGACACGUCCAACAAGGUGGAACUCCUUCUCCUAUGGACCGUGUUCGUGCUGUUCGUUUGGCAGUCCGUUGCAUCCAAUUCAUGGAAGAAAACCACGGCAAAACCUCCCAGCAGAUCCUGGAAGACGCAAGCACUUCAGCUGUUAUUGGUAUUAGAGGCGCAAGUGUAGUAUUCACACCCGUGCAUGAUCUGAAGGAGGGAGAAACAGACUGGAGCUCGAGAAGACCAAGAAAGGCAUUCUGGCUGGACCUGAGAAGCAUUGUCGAUACUCUGUCCGGAAGAAUGGGAGAACCCCAGAGCACCUAG
Morchella sextelata is the source of this 2889-nucleotide messenger RNA. RefSeq lists its product as uncharacterized. Lineage: Eukaryota; Fungi; Ascomycota; Pezizomycetes; Pezizales; Morchellaceae. The record is from RefSeq and is a predicted model, not a curated record. Gene Ontology annotation, molecular function: monosaccharide binding; ATP binding; fructose-6-phosphate binding. Gene Ontology annotation, cellular component: cytoplasm; mitochondrion; 6-phosphofructokinase complex. The coding region runs from base 1 to 2889 and encodes 962 amino acids. Gene Ontology annotation, biological process: fructose 6-phosphate metabolic process; canonical glycolysis; fructose 1,6-bisphosphate metabolic process. The transcript is spliced from 7 exons.